GUUGCUCCGAUCAGUCGUGUGUCGCUUCAAUACAGAAAACGACUUCGAGGAAAAAAAAAAAACAAAGUAAAAAAACGCAAAAAAGAAGUAGAAAAAAAAGAACGCGGCGGCGGCGUUUGGCAAGAUCAAGUUUCGAAAAACAAAGAAGAACAAGCUAAUAAUCUAAACAACCAAAAAGAAGUAAAUUUAAAUUGUGUUCGUGGUUCGUGUUGUCGUUGUGCUAAAUACUUAAGAAAAUAACUCACGAAAUUCCGAAUUUUUCGUUCGAAACGAAGACUAACGGAUAUAUACAUAUAUAUAUAUAGAGAAAUAACGGUAUUGAAAAUUAGCAACGGCAACAUGUUGCUGCCGUCGCUAGUGAUGCUGCUGCUGAUGCGCUUGACCAUGGCACAAUUGCUGAAUCAUCCGCCACAAUUUGUACCCGGCACUGGAGACAUGUCGCGGUUCAGCCUCUCGGAGCAUACACCAGUUGGGAGUCCCGUCUAUCAGUUGAAAGGCAUAGACCCAGAGGGAGGCCGUCUCAAGUACAGCAUAUCUGGGCCAGUAUUCUCAGUGGAUCGAGAGACGGGUGUGGUGCGCUUGCGUCAGGAAUUGGAUCGCGAAUCGCAAGACACUGUCGAGGUGAUUAUCAGCAUUACCGAUGAGGGUGUCUAUGGCACUGAGCCGAAUACCGUGUCCCAACGUCGUGAGAUUCCUGUUCGAGACUACAAUGAUAAUCAGCCGACAUUCUUUGGCAGACCGUAUACGGUUCAGGUUAGCGAGUCGCUGCCCGUUGGUUCUGAUUUGACGAUUGAGCCACCCAUAAUAGUUAUCGAUCGGGAUGAGGGUAUCAAUGCCGAAGUUCAAAUGAAAUGUGUUGAGGAAAACGACAUUUGCGACAUCUUUGAAGUGCGUGCAGUGAAACUGGCUCAGGGUAACUAUACGGCCCGUGUGGCCCUUAAAAAGCCGCUGGAUUUUGAGAGUCGCCCCUCCUAUAUAAUGACCAUAUCCGCUUCGGACAGUGCGUUAGAGAAUCGUCUGACAUCUUUUGCUACUGUCUCAAUCAAUGUAAUCGAUAUACAGGAUCAACCGCCGGUCUUCACAAAUGCCCCAUACUCGGCCACUGUCCCGGAGAAUACGCCAGCGGGUGUUAGUAUACUCACAGUGAAGGCCAUUGAUGGCGAUGUGGCGAUACCCAGAGAUAUUUUCCUCUCACUGGAAGAUGAACCAUUCGGACACUUUGAUUUGGUGCCAUUUGGCGAUCCCAAAGACGGUACAGCAAUCCUGCAAACAACUGGCGAGCCGCUAGAUCGUGAAAAUCCAGAAAUACUACAAAACGGUGGUGUCUAUGUCUUCUCCAUACGAGCCACAGAGUUGAUUGAUGGAGCUAUACCGGCUGAACAUACAAUAACCCGAGUAACAAUCGUCGUUACCGAUGUCGAUGAUCAUAAUCCCACAUUUAGUGCCUCCCAUUUCAAUGUCUCGAUUACGGAGAAUCUGGCCAAUGGCAUGCCAUUGCCAGGACUUUCGAUAUUUGUGGACGACCGUGAUAUGGGCGAGAAUAGCCGUUAUCACUUGGCCUUGCGGGAUGUCUCUAAUUCGGCCGGGGUCUUUGGCAUAUCACCCACAGAGGCUCAAGGUCGCACACCCGUGGUGGUGAGGGUAUUGAAUUCCAGUCGCCUGGACUACGAUGUUUCUGUGCCAGAUCAACGCAAAUUCGAAUUUGAUCUUGUGGCCCUCGUCCAUGGCGUGGAAAAAGCCAAAGCCCGUGUGGAAAUUCAUUUACUAGAUGCUAAUGACAAUGCUCCGAUUUUUGCUAAGCCCGCUGGAUAUCGUUUUAAUGCCUCUGAGAAUUUGCCGGUGGAUGCUUUAAUUGGUCAUGUGAGUGCCUCAGAUGCCGAUGAUGGUGCAUUCGGACACGUCCAUUAUGUACUAAAGGGCUUUGGGGCCGACAACUUCUAUGUGGAUCCCGAAUCCGGAGGGCUCUAUCUACACAAAACAUUGGACUAUGAGAAGCAAAGCAGUUACAGCCUAACUGUGGUGGCCAUCGAUGGCGGUGGACGCGAAUCGAAUGCCAAUCUCUUUAUCGAUGUCAUCGAUGUCAAUGACAAUUAUCCCAUAUUCGAGAGCAACGAGUACAGUCGCACCAUAAGGGAGGGCGCAUCCAUCUUUGAGCCACAGUUCAUUGUACGUGCCCGCGAUGCAGAUGGUCCCAGUCAAGGUAACGGCAGGGUCAAGUACGACAUUGUUUCCGAGAAUAGCAUAGCCGGCAAUGUGUUUCGCAUUGAGCCCGAAACGGGUGAGAUUAUCAUCCAAAAGGCAGCCAGAUCAAUGGACACGGAGCGUGGCGAAUACGAAAUUGUGGUUUCGGCCACAGACUUUGGCAUUCCACCGCUGACCAAUUCCACCAGAGUUCUUGUUCGCGUUGGCAUUUCGGGCAAUCAGCGACCCAUCUUUAAGGGUCACUUCCAAAAUGUUGAGAAUUUACCCAUCAUUGGACCGCCUAGUUAUCGCGUUUCCAUACCCGAGAAUGCCCCAUCUGGAUUCAAUGUGACCACAGUCUCUGCCCAUGAUCCUGAUGGCUUGGAUAGUCUGUUGCGGUAUCGCAUUGUUGGAGCCAACGAUAAUUUCCAAAUCAAUGAACUAUCCGGCUUGAUCACCGUCUCACCACAGGCUCGCAUUGAUCGUGACUCGAAUAUGAAUAGUUUUGAGAUCAUUGUCAAUGCUGUCGAUUCGGGUAUUCCCAUUCCAGAGACAGCCACCACUACAGUUUAUGUGAACGUCAAGGACAUUAAUGAUGAGAGACCCAAAUUCGAGCAGGCCAACUAUGCGGCUUACGUCUCGGAACGGACGGCAAUUGGUGAGAGUGUGCUGCGUGUGAAGGCCAUCGAUAAGGAUUUGAAUUCCCGCCUGGAGUACAGUCUGCAGGGCGUGGUCAAGGCCACCACCAAGGCGGGCGUUAGCAUAGCCAAUCGUAGUAACUAUCGCGCCCAGGAAGCCUUCCGCAUCGAUCAAGAGAGCGGUGAGAUAUUUGUAAAUAGCACACUGCGUCAUGAUGUGGCUGCCAUCAUUAUCUUUACGGUGGCUGUACGCGAUUUGAAUGCUGAAGUGGAUCCCGAGGGUCAGGUGGAUACCACCGAGGUGACCGUUUAUGUGCAAUCGUUCCAAGAUACCAAUCCCAUAUUCAAGAAUCCCGGUUGGACAAGCUCUCGACCUGUUGUAGAUAUCAAAAUCAAAGAGGAAAUGCCCAUCGAUAGCGCCUUGUUCAUAUUGCAAGCCGAGGAUCCGGUUACACGUCAGCCAAUUACCAGCUUCGAAUUGAUUGAGCCCAAGGAACUGGAAUAUUUCCAGAUUUCAGAACGCACUGGUGAGGUUAUACUAAAGAAACGCCUGGACUACGAGGCUCUGGCAGAGAGUGGAACCGGCCCGGAAUUCGAGCUCCAAGUGCGUGCCAAUAGUGCGGAUCGCCAGCGAUCAACCAUUAGUCGAAUCAAUAUAACCGUGGAGAAUGUGAACGACAAUAGUCCGAUAUUCGAUCAAAAUUCGUAUCAUGCCACAAUCGUUGAGAACAAGUCAUAUCCGGAGCGUGUGGUUCGGGUUAUGGCCCGGGAUAAGGAUGCUGUGCUCACGGCGCGCGAUGAGAGACUCGGUUAUCAUAAGAUCAUCUAUUCCCUGCAAGGCGAAUAUGCUAUGCUGUUCGAGAUUAAUAAUCUCACCGGUGAAGUCGUUGUGGCCCGCCAUCAACAAAUCGAUCGGGAACGUACACCGCACAUACGACUCCAGGUAAAGGCUGAGGAUUCGCCCGGCAAGCCCACAGAUGCCAAACAAAGUGUGGUUGAAUUGCUGAUCGAUGUCCUUGAUGUCAAUGAUAAUGCACCGGAGUUUGUGCAGAAAAAAUAUAGCACAGUCAUUCCAGAGAAUGCACCGAUAGAUGCAUUUGUCCUGCAACUAGAGGCCGUAGAUCCAGAUGAGGGACCCGGCGGGGAAGUGCGUUACGAGUUGGUUAACGAGGGUGAAGCCAAUGGCCUGUUCAAGAUCAAUCCUCAGAGCGGUUUACUCUCGACACGUCGCAAUUUGACAGGCAAAGGACGUGCCGAACCGUAUGUCUUGAUUGUCCGUGCCCAGGAUAAUGGCAGUCAGGUGCCGAAACAGCCAACUCUCUCCACAGAUAUUGAUGUCAUCAUUUUCAUUGGCGAUGUGAGUGCCAACGAUGGGGUUCCCUACUUUGUUGCUCCACGUGUGGGCCAAAUGGCCAAUGUAUCAGAGAAUGCUGCCAGUGGGUCGCCCGUCUUUCAGGUGAUUGCCCGUGAUCCAGAUGAUGAGAAUACGCCAUCGGGUAGCAUAACCUAUCGCAUAUUGCCGGACACUCUAGAUGCUGAGGCUUUUACCAUAGAUGCCCACACAGGGCUAAUAACCACCAGACAGGUCUUGGAUCGUGAGAAAAAGAACAUGUACAAAAUUCUUCUCGAGGUCAGUGACAAUGGACAACCGAAACAGUCGGUAACACGAGUUCUACAGAUUUUGGUCCUCGAUAUGGAUGAUCAUGAGCCCCGAUUCGCCCGAGAGAUUGAUGAGGGUCCCUUGGUCAUGUUGGUGAAGGAAGAGGAACCAGCUGGCACAAUAGUUGGCAACUUCAGUGCCAUUGACGAGGACAUGGGCGAGAAUGCGGCCAUUGAUUAUGUAAUUAUUGAGGGUAACAAUGAGCAGAUUUUCACUAUCGAACGAACAAAUGAAAGUCUAGCUAUAUUGAAGACCACCCAACCCAUUGAUCGUGAGCUAGUCGAGUCAUAUGGCUUGACAAUUAAGUGUCUGAAAUUGGGUGAGCCUGGCUACAAGUUCAUAGGCGAUGUCUAUGAUCGUCAGGAUCCUUCGCAUCUUCGUGUGACCGUCAAAGUCCUGGAUAUCGAUGACAAUUUGCCCGAAUUUGAACAGAAAGAUCCGACGGUGGGCAUACGCAUUAAUGUGCCCAUCGACACAGUGGUCACCACACUGCGAGCCCGAGAUGCUGAUGCCGAGGCGCCGCCCAUUUCGCUGGCCAUUGAGAAUGUCACAUUUGUGCCACAAUUCUAUAAGCGAAGUCGUCAAUUGGCCACCGGAAAUCUGCAGGGUCUCUUUACUCUCAAUAACCAUACAGGUGAAUUACGCACCGGUGGCUCCUUUGCCGACUAUGUGGACGGUUAUUUCCUGAUGCAAGUGAAAGCAAACAAUUCUCAAAAAUCGAAACGUCAGACCUUUAGCAAUUUAAAGAUCUUUGUCAUCAGAGAUAAAUCUCUGCUGAAAUUUGUCUUUGCUCGCCCACCGAAUGAGAUUCAGCACAACAUACGACCCUUCCAGGAGCAAUUGCAAAAGAAAUUGAAACCUCUGGGCCUGGAACUGCAUGUGCUGGACACACAGGUCUUCACACGGCCCGACAUGAGUCUGGAUUUCACAUCGACUAGUUCCUGCUUUCAAAUGUUUAGCAAUGGGGCUGCUUUGUCAUUGAAUGAAAUGCAACGUUUGAUGAAUUCACAGCAAUUGCGUCAGGAAUUGAUUGAUAUCUAUGCUGCUUAUGGAGUGAGUGAGGUGGAAUCAUGUUCGAUCCGUAGAACGCAUACAGCAGCAAUAUUUGCUGGCAUGUUAACGUCAGCCGGUGCCUGGCUAGUCAUAUUGGCGGCCCUCAUAGGACUGGCCGCCCUCGUGUCCCUCUGCACGGCGUGUUGUCUAAAGAAGAAAUUGAAAAGGCAUAGUAAACGCAGUUUACAGGCGAGUCUGCGAACACCUACAGAGCAUACGCCAACAUCCUAUAGCUAUACCAUGCCGGCUGUUCUCUAUUCGGAGCCCAUCUAUGGACCAUUGUAGCCGCAGCUAAUAUUCUGCACAAGUAGAUAGAUAUAGAUAGAUAGAUUGAUAGAGAUCUACAUGUAAAUAGUAGUAGAUCAAGCCAAACAAGUCCAUAUAUAAGUUAUCGUGAUCUAGUUUAGGAUUGUGUGUGUAUAUAUAGUCUAGCCUUAAAUCCGAGUUCGAGUCAUUUCGUUUGUGUCAUUCAUUCGAGUAGUUAGACCAAGCAAUUUGCAUUUAUAUAAAAAAUAGUUUUUUUUUUCUCGAUAUAUGAAAACUCUUAUAUAUAUGUAUUUUUUACAAUAUUUAUCUUAUCGUUCAUUUAUUUGCCUUUAGCAUGUCGAACAAGUGCAAAAUAAAUAUUACCUAAAAAAUAAAACUCAAUUUUAUCCUCCUCUAGCCCAGAGGCUAACUUUGGUUCGCGUGUUGCCUAAAAAAACCAAACACAUAUUCUACCUACUCUACAUAUAUGUAUAUGUAUUU
This is a messenger RNA of Drosophila willistoni, 6279 nucleotides long. It is a transcript of the gene Cad74A, whose product is annotated as cadherin-23. The record is from RefSeq and is a predicted model, not a curated record. Gene Ontology annotation, molecular function: calcium ion binding; cadherin binding. Bases 340 to 5817 code for a protein of 1825 amino acids. NCBI's taxonomy places the organism in Eukaryota, Metazoa, Arthropoda, Insecta, Diptera, Drosophilidae. Gene Ontology annotation, biological process: multicellular organism development; adherens junction organization; cell morphogenesis. The transcript is spliced from 9 exons. Gene Ontology annotation, cellular component: adherens junction; plasma membrane; catenin complex.